AUGGAAGAAAGGAGUGAAGAGCCCUGGCAAGAUUUCAGAUGGAAGCUGUAUGUGGACGGAGCAUCCAGUGCUAGGGGUAGUGGUGCAAGGAUAAUACUGAAGGGACUUGAAGGAUUCAAAAUUUGUUAUGCCCUACGGCUAGAGUUCAAUGCCUCCAACAACGUGGCAGAAUACGAAGUCUUGAUAAACGGAAUGCUGAUAGCAACGGAGGUAGGAGUAACCGACCUAGCAAUAAACAGCGACUCCCAGCUGGUAAUCAACCAGGUGACUAGGGCAUACCAAGCAAGAGAUCUCACCAUGCAAAAGUACCAGACAAAGGUGAAAGCUAUAGAGGUCGAGCUCAGCGAACAAGGAGUUAAAGUGCGGUAUCAGAGAAUACCCAGAGAAGAAAAUGAGGAAGCAGACCUGCUUAGCCGUUUGUUUAAAGAAGAAUUAGAACAACUCCCAGACAAAGUGUACAUACAGCAUAUCAACACGCCCGCUUACGAGAAGACCGCGAUGGUAAUGGAAAUCAGGGAAGGAGAGAACUGGAUGACUCCUUACUUAGAAUAUCUAGAAAAGGGAAAGCUCCCAAAAGAUAAAGCCGAGGCAAGGAAAAUUGCAGCCCGAGCUGCCAAUUAUCAAGCAGUAAGAGGAAUCCUAUACAUGAGAGGGAAGUCCAACCCAUGGCUUCGAUGUGUAGGCCCGGAGGAAGCAACCAGGGUCAUGGAAGAGAUUCACCAAGGAAUAUGUGGAGCUCACAAAGGAGAAGGAACCCUAACGAACAAAAUUUUCAGGCAAGGAUACUACUGGCCCACAGUUAAGAAGGAGACGGAGGAAUUUGUUAGAAAAUGCGAUUGGGGCAUAGAUAUCCUGGGUCCUUUCCCUAAGAUCACCGGACAGAAGAAAUUCGUGGUAGUGGCCGUAGAGUAUUUUUUGAAAUGGCCAGAAGCUGAGGCAAUCUCCACUAUCACGGCAAGGAAAAUGAUAGACUUUGUUUGGGGCAACAUCAUCUACCGAUUUGGGAUACCAAGGGUGCUUAUAUCAGACAAUGGCAAGCAAUUCGACUGCAAUGCCUUCAAGGAAUUCAUGAGAAACAUGGGCAUAUGGCAUAAAUUCUCUUCAGUGGCCCACCCUCAAACCAAUGGACAGACAAAGGUCACAAACCGGGCAAUCCUCCAAGGGACAUCAAUAAAGGAAACACCUUUCGCACUGACGUUUGGAACUGAAGCUGUCGUAUCCGUGGAGUUACAAGUCCCCACUCAUCGAGUCCAGUUCAAUAGUGAAGACACCAAUGGUGAUAAAUUGAGGAGCAAUUUGGAUGCCCUAGAGGAAGUAAGAGAAGAGGCCCAACUCCACACCGCCGCUUAUCAACAGAGGGCAGCUCACGACUACAAUCAAAGAGUCAGAGAAAGGAGCUUGAAGUAG
This is a messenger RNA of Manihot esculenta (cassava), 1407 nucleotides long. RefSeq lists its product as uncharacterized. Gene Ontology annotation, biological process: DNA integration. The transcript is spliced from 3 exons. The record is from RefSeq and is a predicted model, not a curated record. Gene Ontology annotation, molecular function: RNA-DNA hybrid ribonuclease activity; nucleic acid binding. NCBI's taxonomy places the organism in Eukaryota, Viridiplantae, Streptophyta, Magnoliopsida, Malpighiales, Euphorbiaceae. Bases 1 to 1407 code for a protein of 468 amino acids.